AUGGACAACACGAUUAACCAAUCGUCAGAGGACAGGGAGGAUCCCUUCUCGUUCAUGUUCGCUAGCGAUCCAAUAGCCACGGACACAGUCUUCCAGGAUGGUGGAUUAAGCGAGCUAUCAGCUGCAUUGACAGCUGCGCAUGCGAAUUCAUUCCAGACUGAGAGCCCAUGGAUGUCAGGAGUAACGCCGGAUGGGAUCUCAAACAACUCCACUGCCUUCUCGUCACCGUUGACUCCAGGUACACCGAUCACACGUCCAAAGCUAGGAAGCAGAUUCUCCCGAGAAGUCAUUCGGACACUAAAGACUUGGCUUGCUGCUCACCAGCAGCAUCCAUAUCCACGAGAUGACGACAUGGAGCUUUUGCAGUUGCGCACUGGUCUGAACCAGGCACAACUCACUAAUUGGUUCGCAAAUGCUCGCCGCCGCGGCAAAGUGCAAGGUGCUCGUCCUGUUACACCACGAGCACCUGACAGCUCAUCGAACCCUGUUGAUAUCAUUCAAAGGCCAGGGACUCCUGCAAUUCGACAGGAUUCUCGUGCAAAGGAUCCAUUGCAGCGAUGGGUGGACAGUCCGCCUGAACAUGAGCCGGCGGACGUAGGAGACAUUGCUCGUGCUAUGGCGUCGAGUUCACGAAGUGAAUCAGGCAUAAAUGGCGUAAAAGGGUAUGAUUAUGCAGACAACGACCAGUGGCGUUCUCCUUAUAUAUCGUCUGCAAGCAGUGCUGGCACUUCUCAAUCCAGCGAAGUUUCGACACAUCGUUCUUCAGGAUCACAAAGCUCUCUCAAGGCUCGCCGGGCAGCUCGGCGAAAGCGAACUCCCCGGCGGAGGCCACUGGAAACCGACCUUUCUGCUAACCCUAGUAUGCCAUACCAGUGUACCUUCUGCACUGACACAUUCAAGACAAAGUACGACUGGCAGCGUCACGAAAAGUCUCUGCAUUUACCACUCGAGAAGUGGGUGUGUGCUCUCCAUGGACCUCGUGCGCCAAAGCCGCAAUCUGCAGAAAUGUGUUGUGUUUUCUGUGGUGAAUCUGACCCCGCGGAAGCUCACAUUGAGUCCCACCACUUCUCCUUGUGCCAGGAUCGGACUCUAGAAGAACGGACGUUCCAUCGUAAAGACCACCUCGUACAACACCUACGUCUUGUGCACCAGGCGAAAUAUGAAGCUUGGUCAAUGAAAGAUUGGAUGGUGCCGAUGCCCGACAUAAAAUCGCGAUGCGGCUUUUGUGGUGCUGAAAUGACCAAAUGGGAAGAGCGAACCGACCAUCUAGCGGAACACUUUAGGAAUGGUUCGACUAUGGAAGGGUGGAAGGGUGAUUGGGGCUUCGAGGAAAGCACGCGACGACUCGUCGAGAGUGCUGUUCCGCCAUGUCAGUCCUCCCAUCGCAUCUACGCUGGGUUCGAUGCUGACACCAACGCAGACUUCAUUCACUAUGAGCGUAAUACACUCGUUCCAAUGCGGGCUACUGAUACACCCUGGGGCUCUCCGCCCAACGGCUACGAGCUUGUCAAGAUUGAGAUCGAAUUCUUUAUCCAGAAUUACAUUGAUAUACAUAGCAGACUACCAUCAAACGAUGACAUUCAAGUCGAGGCAUGUCGGAUCAUCUUCGCUGCAGAAUCAGCACCUGACGCAAACUCUUCUGUUACUUCUACCUUAUCUCGCGAGUCAUGGUUGCGCGACGUUAUUAUGGCUUCUCCGGAGCUCACCAGGCGAGCUCGAUUUGGUCCCCUUCGAACUUCGAGCGAAAGCCGGCAUUCACCGAUGAAGAUAAACGGGAAGGAACAUUUGUUUGAAGACUGUCCUUUUGAAGCACGACUCCGGGCUUUUGUCGUGGACCACCACAUUUCAGGCACGUCACUUGUCGAUGGCCAGCUGCAAACGCAGAUGUGCACCAUCGUGCGAGAAAUGGAAAGAGUGUCGAACACACCGUCGGAUAUGUAUGCGAAUUGGAUCAUGAAGUGCAUUUGCUCUGGAAAUUGGUGGCUUCAAAGCUUCAAACAACGAGCAGGUGUGGUGUCCACAACGGACCCAUCUAUUGCCCUACCUGAAGUGCACUUGCAACGAGCGCACAUCGAUUGGAUACAGAGUACUUUUCAGUCCCUCUCAUACUUCGACGCUGCCCAGAACGUUACACAAACACAGCAUAACUCGCUCCCGCUUGUUUCACCCGACCUGUUGCCUCCGAAAGAGCUGAACACCAACAUGACUCAAAGUGUCUCCAGCGAGGCGCAGAUCAUACCACUGACUCAGACUACAAUGUUCGAUAUGCGGGGAAAGCAGCAGGGCUUUUUGCCACCAGAGGACACCAACUAUUUCCGUAUCUUCGAGAGCGAUAUGAGGCGAUGGGUCGCUGCAACUAUGUCGCCAAAGAACCCGAACUGUCAUGUGCCGUCUGACCAAGAGAUCCAACAUCAAGCUAGAUGGAUCAUGUAUGAUGGGGACGAUCCUUGGAACCAAACGCCAGCAGACUAUUCGGAAUGGCUGUGGAGAUUCAAAGAAGCAAUGGGUAUCUCGCACGAUGAAAAUGCGGGCAUGCCAACAGGAUCCACUUAA
Molecule: messenger RNA, 2553 nt
Organism: Parastagonospora nodorum SN15
Lineage: Eukaryota; Fungi; Ascomycota; Dothideomycetes; Pleosporales; Phaeosphaeriaceae
Exons: 3
Coding region: 1-2553 (850 amino acids)
Biological process (GO): regulation of transcription by RNA polymerase II
Molecular function (GO): DNA-binding transcription factor activity, RNA polymerase II-specific; RNA polymerase II cis-regulatory region sequence-specific DNA binding
Source: RefSeq, a predicted model, not a curated record